Messenger RNA from Carassius auratus (goldfish), 1671 nucleotides. Its product is annotated as cytosolic phospholipase A2 zeta-like. The transcript has 14 exons. The record is from RefSeq and is a predicted model, not a curated record. Bases 25 to 1671 code for a protein of 548 amino acids. Gene Ontology annotation, cellular component: cytosol; nuclear envelope; nucleoplasm. NCBI's taxonomy places the organism in Eukaryota, Metazoa, Chordata, Actinopteri, Cypriniformes, Cyprinidae. Gene Ontology annotation, molecular function: calcium ion binding; calcium-dependent phospholipid binding. Gene Ontology annotation, biological process: glycerophospholipid catabolic process.
ACAACACAACACAACACAAGAACAAUGAUUGCAUCCAAACUCCAGGAAAGUGUUGAAGUGAGAAUUGCACGCUCUCUACAUACAAAGGAGGAAGAGUUUGUAUUUGAACGGAGAAAAACAAUUUUUCAAAGCCUGCAGAAACUCAAGAUACACUGCAGUAAGGAUGCGGUGCCAAACAUUGCAUUACUGGGUUCUGGAGGAGGACAAAGAGCCAUGGUGGGUUUGCUGGGAUCCCUGGUUCAGCUUGAUAAAGCGGGUCUUCUGGACUGCAUCCUUUAUCUGAGCGGAGUCUCUGGAUCCACCUGGUGCAUGGCCUCCUUAUACCAAGAACCAGACUGGUCCACCAAAUUAGACACUGUGACAGACAAUAUCUUUAGGAGACUCAUCGGUCCAGGAGUCAGCUUUAAAGACAAACUAGCCAAACUGAAGAAAUAUUACUAUGAGAAAGACCACUUCAGCUUGACUGACGUCUGGGCAGUGAUGGUCGUCACAGAAUAUGUGAAAGAGAUUGACAAAUGCAAACUGUCAGAUCAGUGGGACCAGCACAAAGAAGACCCAUUUUCCAUCUACACAGUGAUCGACAAACAAUCCAAACAGUGCAAGGACGAGGAAGACAAAGAUGACCCCUGGUUUGAGAUCAGUCCACUUGAAGCUGGUUAUUCUCUCACUGGAGCGUUUGUGAAAACAUGCAGCUUCGGCAGCCAGUUUGACAGAGGCUCAAAGACAAAACCUCAGGAUGAAAUGGACAUGCUGUACCUGCAAGCUCUGUGUGGCAGCGCUUUAGCUGAUGAAGAUGAAAUUAAGAAAUUCCUCUGGCAAAAAAUAAACGAUUUCUUUAAAAAAUUAUCCCCUAAAUGGCCGAGCAACAAGGAAACAAGGAAAGGUAAAUUAUUUCUGCAUUUAUUUAUGGAUAAGUUUUAUCUUUUGAUUCUACUGUUCUGUUCGUGCUUCCCACUGCCAAAUGAAAGGUCAAACUCUUAUCUUAAAGCCCCAUCUGUAGAAAAGGGUUACCAGGUGCUCAGGGAUCUUGCUAACAUGAAUCUCGAUGUUUUGAAUGGCAAAGAUCCUUCAGAUCUUGAUCAAUCCAUCAGAAACACACUGAACGAGCUCAGUGGAGGCAAACAUCAGCUGAUUUUUCCUAUAGAAAAACUGAAUCUCGAAGAUAAAGAAGCUGCAGAAUGCUAUAUGAAUGAACACACUGAAGAUGUGUGUAAGAAUUUGAAUAACUGGUUCAGUUUGUGGCCUUUUGAUGUUUUGACAAGCAUUCAUAAAUGCAUGGCUCAGUGGAUCUGGGGCAGGAAAUAUGGCUUUCUCCAAAACAUCAAUGAUGAAACCUUGCCUUCUACUCUUCUGGAAAGUGAUAUAAGAGAUUAUGAAGACACCGGACUGCUGCUGAACUCACCCUACUUCUCAGUGCUGAGAAAAGAAAGAAACAUUGAUCUCAUAAUUUCCCUGGAUUUCAGUGAAGGCGAUCCUUUUAUGACAGUGAGAGAAGCUGCUAAGAUGUGCAAGAAACGAAACAUCCCUUUCCCUGAAGUCAACAUUCCCAGUGAAGACCUGAAGAACCCAGAGGACUUCUAUGUGUUCAAAGGCACAGACACUCCAACCGUGAUUCACAUACCUCUGUUUAAUGUGGUCAAUUGUGGAGGCAAGUUUAGACUGUCUAGUUGA